Tuber melanosporum (Perigord truffle) is the source of this 1860-nucleotide messenger RNA. RefSeq lists its product as uncharacterized. Gene Ontology annotation, molecular function: antiporter activity. Gene Ontology annotation, biological process: protein O-linked glycosylation via fucose; GDP-fucose import into Golgi lumen. The transcript is spliced from 5 exons. The record is from RefSeq and is a predicted model, not a curated record. The coding region runs from base 1 to 1725 and encodes 574 amino acids. Gene Ontology annotation, cellular component: Golgi apparatus. NCBI's taxonomy places the organism in Eukaryota, Fungi, Ascomycota, Pezizomycetes, Pezizales, Tuberaceae.
AUGAAUCGCUCACCAGCAAGUCGCUUCUUCCGAAAACCCCACGAAAUCCUCGCAUCAUCCUCCAUUCCCUCCACCACACCCUUCUCCCACUCCCGAGCCCGGAACCGAAGCAGCGGCGGGAGCUCUGUAUCCUCACACCAAGGCCAACCAAACCUCCUCGUGGAAUCCUCCUCUUCCUCAGACGAAGAUGGACCUCCAAACGCGGCAUCCUGGCGCCCUCGGUCCAAGUCACAGAACCGGAGCGUGUCUCCUCCUUGGAAUGUGUUGAGUCCUCAUUCUAUACCCUUACUGCCGAUGCGCAGCGGAGCUUCUGGUCAGGGUACGGGUGGUGGGGGGAAUUUAAUGAGUAGGACGCCGAGCCCAUUCCCGCGGAAUAGCGGAGAUUUGGAUACGCUAGGAAGUGGGGGUGGUGGUGCUGGCUGUCACGAAUGGAGGAUUGGGAAAGGGAGUGAGUCGGAGAGUCGUGGGUUUGCAAAGUGGACACGAAAUGGUAGGCUUGGGUGGUGGCUGUGGAAUACACAGAGGGGAUGGGUGAUGUACAUUGGGCUCCUGGUGACGUUUUACGAAGGGGCUGCAUUCACACUUUCAAAGGUUAAUGGGUUUACGCUUCUUACUGGCGUUUAUAAAUUUGUCUACCCGAUUACCACAACUCUCUUCCAACUAAUAAUGACACAAAUAUUCCUUUAUUUUGCCGCUUCAGUAACUCGCUCGUUCUCUCGCUCAUUACACACACUCGGACUAGGCAGCAUGGUAGCCCCGCUGCCCACUCCCUCAAAAGGCAAGCGGCGGGCAUCGGGGGGCGGCCUCCGAGACUUUGCAAAGCAAUUGGCUACCGGGAGCCGUGAGGGGUGUGUCUUUGAGCUUAAAUGGACGGAAGCCAAAAAGGUCGUUCCCGUCGCCCUUAUCUAUAGCUUAAAAAUUGUCCUUAGCAACAUCGGCUUUGCCUACACAAACCCACCAAUCUACCACCUCUCCCGCGUCGGCUCCCUCCUUCUAGCAAUGGCCUUCACCCACCUCUUCACAACCAACUCCCUCUCCGUAACCACUAUGUCCUCCUGCAUAACCAUGGUCCUCUCCCUAGCAAUGGCGGUCCUCCGCCCUGGCACUCGCUUCGCAAUCGAGGGCUUCCUUGCCGGGCUCUUCUCAACAAUAUUCGUAGCUGCAUACCCAAUUCUCCUCACGAAGGCAUACAAAUCCGUUCUCCGCGGGAACCCCAAUACCAUUGGCUCGGGCGACCUCUUGGGCGUAGGCCCAACAGACGGGAUGCUCUCCACCGACGGAGGAGAGGAGACGAGAUCCGCAUGGAAGUUACUGCAUUACGUAAACGUGCUCAGCAUCACCAUGAUCCUGCCCUGGAUAUUUCUCAGUGGAGAAUUUGGCGACAUUAGUCGCAACUGUUACAUCCUUGACCUUCCCUGGUUCUGGCUGAUGGGAUUAUUCAGCGGCCUGGGAGCGUGGGCUACGUUUGUUAGUGGAUUUUUGUUGCUUAGAGCAACAACACCACUAACAAUGGUAGCUUCAACUUACCCUAGAACAGCCUUUCAAGCCCUCCUCAUGCACGGCUCCGCGCCAACAUGGAGCUGGGUUGGUGUGCUCAUGUGCUGGGGGAGUUCAGUCUGGUACCUCCUCGGACGCAGGAAGGAAUGCGGCGUUAGCUUCUUUCACGCAAAGGAUGGCAGGGGCCUAUUUGGCGCAGAUCCUGCUCAGCGUCUAGAGGAAGCUUGAAAUCCCGUACCUCGGAUACGGUGGUGGUUUAAGUGUUGGUUGUUUUUGUGCUUUUUUCUGGUUUGCACGGCAGUUUUUUGCUAUCGAUGAUGGGUGGAGGUGAUACCUGUAUGAUAUAUAAUUCUUGCGAUUUGU